CACGUGGGGUUUGUCGGUUUUUCAUCCUUCUACCUUAUUUCUGUUCCUUGGCUGGUGAAUAUUUGAAUCCUAGCAAGCUUAUCACGCGCACAUGCACGACCUCGAGCCGCGUGCACUUUCCCCGGUCUCAUUCUCAUUCCCACUCCGAAACUCUCACCUAUCAGCGCCGGCGCUUUUAUAUUGUCGACAUGCGCGAUCGGGGAUGCGGUGAAGUACCUUCAAUCUUUAGAAUAUAAGAAGUGAGAACGAGCAAAGGAUAUUUGCGACGAAUGUUUUUACUGACCAUACGUACUCCACAGUUCGAAUUUCAGACCACAUUGCACAACCGCCAAUGACUGGCCGUUUCAAGCGGAUCACGAGAGGCUUGCGAGGUCAGCGAGGUUGUUUGUGUGUUGUACAACGUUCUACCGCACUAUGCUGUAAUGCAUCCCCAAUAGUGUUUCGGGCUGAACUAUUUUGUAGCUCUGCCAGCAGAACGGGCAGACCCUGUCAGAACGAUGUUCUGCCAGCGUGGCAGAUGGUAGAGUAUGUUGUUUUUAUUGUGCUAGAGAUCCCCUCGUCAUCACCCCCAAUAGUUGAAUAUGAAUACGAAUUUCCGAGUCUGGCUGGAUUUGACCGGGUCACUCGAGCGCCAAGUCACUGUGAUUUGUAUGUCAAGGACCCUAGUACAUUGACAAGACUGCCUGUAGUCCGGACUAGGUAUUUCAGAGACACCUUCGUGAGUGCAAACAGUUUAGAAUCUGGCAGGUCCACGGCGGUCGAGUCCAUUGGCAGGCAAGCACAGAGGACGAGAAAGCCGUUUGAGCCAUAGGUGAGUAGCACCUUCAGAAGGGGCUAACAAAACCAGCCAGCAGGGCUGCCAGCCCGUCAAUGCACGAGACAGGGGAAAGCCGAAAGCAUCUA
Molecule: messenger RNA, 903 nt
Organism: Suillus plorans
Lineage: Eukaryota; Fungi; Basidiomycota; Agaricomycetes; Boletales; Suillaceae
Exons: 2
Coding region: 332-811 (159 amino acids)
Source: RefSeq, a predicted model, not a curated record